This is a messenger RNA of Chelmon rostratus (copperband butterflyfish), 1953 nucleotides long. Its product is annotated as transgelin-like. Gene Ontology annotation, molecular function: protein binding. NCBI's taxonomy places the organism in Eukaryota, Metazoa, Chordata, Actinopteri, Chaetodontiformes, Chaetodontidae. The transcript is spliced from 5 exons. The record is from RefSeq and is a predicted model, not a curated record. Bases 165 to 770 code for a protein of 201 amino acids.
GGUGAAGUCAUAUAUUACAGACAAGGGUGUUUGCUGUAUUUAUGUUGGCAAUCCUGUACAGUGCACUCUGCACUGUGUUGUAAGGAAGAAGAAGAGCGGGAAUACAGCAACACGAGCCCGAAACCCACCUGUGCUCACCUGAAAGCUCCCACACAAAGAUCAGCAUGGCAAACAGAGGUCCUGCCUACGGCCUGACCCGCGAGGUACAGAGUAAGAUUGAAAAGAAAUACGACCCGGAACUGGAGGAAAGGCUGGUGGAGUGGAUCAUCGCCCAGUGCGGCCCCGGCGUCGGCCAGCCUGAGCCAGGCAAGACUGGAAUCCAAAACUGGCUCAAGGAUGGACGUGUGCUGUGUGAGCUCAUCAACAGCCUGCAUGCAUCCAACAAGCCGAUCCGCAGCGCCAAGCCCUCCAGCACGGCGUUUAAGCAGAUGGAACAAAUAGCAUUGUUCCUCAAAGCAGCGGAAAACUAUGGAGUGACAACAACUGACGUGUUUCAGACUGUAGACCUGUAUGAAGGCAAGGACCUGGCUGCUGUCCAGAGGACCCUGAUGGCUCUGGGUAGCUUGGCUGUCACAAAGAAUGAUGGGUGUUAUAAAGGAGACCCCAGCUGGUUCCAUAAGAAGUCCCAGGAGAACAGAAGAGAAUUCUCAGAGGAACAGCUGAGCGAAGGCAGAAAUGUCAUCGGCCUGCAAAUGGGCACAAACAAAGGAGCAUCUCAAGCUGGAAUGACAGGCUACGGACGACCCAGGCAGAUCAUCAACCAGCCCUGAAUCCGAGCGGUGGUUAAACUCUCCAAGACACUCCUUCUCCUGCCCUCUGAAAGGCCUGGAGGACGGAGAAACUCUGACUCUUACUUUGGACAUCAGGGGAAAUGUAACCUGACUGUUUUCAAGGCUAAACUGGACCAAAACAGGGACCAACGAGAACAUGCGCACAUAUACAACACACUUCAUAUUGAGCACACAUACAUAGACACCUUUGACAAUACAAGUACAAAAAUUUGACCAUUUUACCUAGUAAAUUGUACAUUGUAUUUUUCUGAAAGGAUCAUUCCAGUUGUUUUGCAUGUUUUACUAACAAAUCAGACGUGCUUUACAUUACUGCAAACCAGAUUUUAGAUUUCCUCCCUUCCAGACAUCCAGAGCUUUCAGUCUUUUCAGUCCACUAUAAAAAAUCAACUUGCUACUUGCUUGAGAAAAGUAAUCCAUCACGUUCAAUAUUCAGUUUGCUUUAUUCUUUACUUCAACAGCUACGUUAUUGCAGCACGCAGUCAGGAACUCUUCUCACAGCUUGACCUAUUGAUGCAUUCAAGGACACUCCGAUGUCUGAGAUUUGAGAAUUUUUAAUCAAUGAAACUACCAAAUCAAUUAUCUGUUUACAGUGUCCUUGGUUGGUUUUUGUUUACCUGCCAGCGUUGCUCUUCUGACAACACAGCUAUCAAUUCUUGAUGUCAGGGUGUCCUUGAAUGCACCACCAAGGAGAGUUUUGAAAAGGUUUCCUGCUCAAAACUGCAGUGCGACACAGCUACAAACUUUUAACAAAAGUGUGAUGAAGACAAAAUUGAUUGUUAAAUGUGAUAGAUAACCUAUCUCAAGCAAGUCUCAAGUCUCAUUUAUUAUGUACUUAAAUGAGCUGAGACAAGUGGCAGCCUGGGUAAUAAGUGUGUGGAGUGCUGUGGUUCACAAUAAUGUUGAGCACAAAAUUUGAAGUCAAUAGAUUACAAGAAGCAAAUCCGACGAUACAGUCAAGUAUAUGUUAGAAAGUGAAUUGUACGGUUUCAAAAAGUUUAAAGAAAAACAUAAAAUACAACCAUGUGUGUUUUACCUAUUACACAAUCUGCAGUUAGAUGAUCUCAGUUUACUAAUCUCUGUCAAUGUGUUGGACCUUCUUUUUAGAGUUUAAUGCAUCAUUUAUAAUGAUGGUUUUUGGAAUAAAGUUCGAUUUACCUGUAAA